GUGAGGAGGAGGCUUAACUUGAAGCUCCGGUAAAGGUGGUUUUAUUCAAGGAGCUAGCUAGCUAGCUAGGUUGAAUUGAGAGCUUAAGCGGAGCAGGAAGAAUAUUCAACGGACAUCAUGUUAAUGGCUGUGGGCAUAAUCGCUGCAGUUGCCAAUGGUCUCUCCCUCCCCUUCAUGACCCUUCUCUUCGGGGACAUCACUAAUGCCUUUGGACAAAACCAAAGCAACAACCACAUCGUUCACGCCGUUUCUAAGGUGGCACUAAAAUUUGUCUACUUGGCCUUGGGGUCUGGCUUAGCUUCCUUUCUUCAGAUGAGUUGUUGGAUGGUAAGUGGUGAGAGACAGGCUGCACGGAUUCGGAAUCUGUAUUUGCAGGCCAUCCUGAGGCAAGACGUUGCUUUCUUUGAUAAGGAAACGAAUACUGGAGAAGUUGUUGGCAGAAUGUCUGGUGACACUGUUCUUAUGCAAGAUGCCAUGGGCGAAAAGGUAGGAAAAUUCAUUCAGCUAGUAUCAACAUUCUUGGGAGGCUUUGUAAUUGCAUUCAUCAAAGGCUGGCUUCUAACUUUAGUCAUGUUGUCCUCUAUACCACUGCUCGUCCUAUCUGGUGGCAUCAUGUCUGUUGUCGUAGCCAAAAUGGCAUCCCGUGUGUUGGAAUGCCUUGAAUUCUAACCUAUUUGACUAGUCAACAAUGGCUGCACCUGUCUGGAAAGUGGCUGGAAACCAGCUGGAAAGUGGCUGGAAGGAGGCCUAGACAAUUGGGCAAGUGGGUUGCUAGUUGGUGAGGUGGGCCAGCUGUAUGACAGCAGUAUUGUGGGCUGUCAACUGCUCAGUUCCCACUGGAUUUAGGCAGCCAAGUUGGCUGCCAUCUUUCCAAUAAAUAGGUUCAUUUGUAAGGCAUUCAGACAUAGAUCAGUCACCUAGAAAAUCCCUCUAAGAGAAGAGAGCGGGUACAUAUGGCACCAAGGAGGUGCAUCUGGAAAUUUGUGAGAGAAUUCAAGUCAAGGUGGAGAUUUGUUGGAAUGCCUUGAAUUCUAACCUAUUUGACUAGUCAACAAUGGCUGCACCUGUCUGGAAAGUGGCUGGAAACCAGCUGGAAAGUGGCUGGAAGGAGGCCUAGACAAUUGGGCAAGUGGGUUGCUAGUUGGUGAGGUGGGCCAGCUGUAUGACAGCAGUAUUGUGGGCUGUCAACUGCUCAGUUCCCACUGGAUUUAGGCAGCCAAGUUGGCUGCCAUCUUUCCAAUAAAUAGGUUCAUUUGUAAGGCAUUCAGACAUAGAUCAGUCACCUAGAAAAUCCCUCU
Molecule: messenger RNA, 1298 nt
Organism: Cuscuta campestris
Lineage: Eukaryota; Viridiplantae; Streptophyta; Magnoliopsida; Solanales; Convolvulaceae
Source: the annotation of a GenBank genome assembly